Molecule: messenger RNA, 2019 nt
Organism: Polychytrium aggregatum
Lineage: Eukaryota; Fungi; Chytridiomycota; Chytridiomycetes; Polychytriales
Exons: 4
Coding region: 1-2019 (672 amino acids)
Biological process (GO): regulation of GTPase activity; signal transduction
Cellular component (GO): cytoplasm
Source: RefSeq, a predicted model, not a curated record
AUGUCCAAUACGAAUCCUUCUGAAGCCAUCCCCAUCCCCGACUCUCAGUCCGGCUUGGUGCCGCCUGCAUCUUCGGCCUCCAAACUAUCGACAUCGGCCCCAUCGUCGUCGGCCCUGGCCAACUAUCUCCAGUCUCAGGGCAGCCGUCGCCCUUCCCUCCGGACGCUCCCGGAAUCCGACACCUUCCCCUCAGUGACCCCAACAUCUUCGGCCAGCAGUGGCGGCGGGCCUCCUCGCCAUCAUUUUGCCAACUUUGUCAAAGAGAAGGCAGGCCAGGUUGUAAAGCAGUCGUCCGUUUGGUCCUCCAAAGCCGCCGAGCGGGCUGCUGAGCGCACCGCCGAGUUCUCUGCCAUCGCAAAAGAGUACUCGUCCAACAUCGGCGCCAUCGCCAAAGAAACCUAUUCCGUCGCCAAGCAGAGCCAUAUCGCCAGCGCACUCGCCAAGAUGAAGGAGUUCGACUUCAAGCAUCGCGAUCACAGCAUCAACAACGGCGCCUCGGUUCUUCAGGCCAUCUUUGGAGAGCGUCUCGAGCUUGUUGUCGAAGUCUCCAGGCCGUCGCCUUCGGUAUUCCUCCCGACUGUGGUCUAUCGCUGCAUCGAGUUUGUGGAGCAGUAUGGUCUCGAAGAGGAGGGUAUCUAUCGUGUGCCUGGUUCGUCCUUGAACAUCAACAAGCUCAAAAGCGUGUUUGAACAGCAACCUGAUGCCCAGCUCCCAAGCAGCAGCAACCCCAGUGAUGUAGCGUCCUUGCUGAAGCUGUACCUCCGGUCCCUUCCCGAACCUGUUCUCACAAAGCAGCUUCAUCCCGAGUUCUCACAAAUCUUCAUGAAUACGAGUGCAAGAGAGGGCGACGAUGUGUCGGACAUGCAGGAAGUCGUUCAGCGGGUCCGCAAGCUCUCAGCCAGACUGCCCAUCGAGAACUAUACGCUCCUGCACUACAUAGGCCGGCAUCUAGAUAGAGUGCAGAAAAAGUGCGCCAUCAACAAAAUGACCAUCUCCAAUCUCCAGCUCAUCUUCUCGCCCGCCCUCAACAUCAACAGUGCGCUUCUCAAGAUCUUUGCUCUGAACUGGGAGACCUUGCUCCCGAUGCCAUAUGAAUCCUACGCCGCGGCUACCCCGAGUUCACCCAUUUCCUUGAAUCCCUCCAUCAGCUCCGAAACACUGCGGUCCGUCGAUAUCAUCUUUGACAGUCCGCUGCAGACCACACCCACCACAGCUUCUCCGAUCCGAGCCGUUCCCUCCAGCUCCAAUAUUGCUGUCCCCACCGCUGGUGCUGCUGGUACUGCUGGCGCUGUUUGUGCCGCUAAUGCCGCUAAUGCCGCCUCGACUGUCAAUUCAGCCGGCAAGCCGGCGCCUGCACCCCCUCCCUCGCGGUCGGGGCGAGCGCCGGGGACCCCGACGAUACCCACCCCAGCCAUCCCAACUCGAACUGCCGCAAGCAACUGGACUUCACCUUCUAUGGGUUUUUUGCCUCCCCCCACAGAUGGACGUGCCACAGCCACAGGCGGCUCGGCAAGCUCGUCUGAGAACGUUCUUGAAGACGGGGCCAUCCCUGUCGACCUUGCCAAUCCUCUCCUGCCAGCACAGAAUGGCUCUGCACAGCGGCAGUUAGACUCGGGGCUUUCGAAACGAUCCCAAGUCUCGCUCCGACACAGCCCCUCCGUGUCUGGCCGCACUGCGCCCAUUAUCGGUAACGUUGUGGUGCGUCCAGCCACAGGCACUGCCGACACCGGCUCUGCUGUAACACAGCGGGGUAGGCGGGAGAUUUCGGCGGAUGAUCAGGUCGUCAUGGAUCACAUUUUGGCCCUCGAAAGCCAGGAAAACGAGGACGACAGCAUCGUCGACGAAGUGCUUGAUAGCUUUGGCAUGACGCCCUUCAUCCCGACGCGAAAGCAGUCGGCUACCGCAGCCGUCAUUGGCCUGAGUACCGCGCCUGUACCCUCUGCUUCAACUCCCACCAGCCCCGUCAGCUCCACCACGUUCGUCAUCCCCGUCCGGAACGAGUCGCACAACCUGAUGUAG